Guyanagaster necrorhizus is the source of this 3946-nucleotide messenger RNA. RefSeq names its product endoplasmic reticulum Ca-transporting P-type ATPase. Gene Ontology annotation, molecular function: ATP hydrolysis activity; ATPase-coupled monoatomic cation transmembrane transporter activity; ATP binding. The record is from RefSeq and is a predicted model, not a curated record. Lineage: Eukaryota; Fungi; Basidiomycota; Agaricomycetes; Agaricales; Physalacriaceae. The transcript is spliced from 19 exons. Bases 102 to 3746 code for a protein of 1214 amino acids. Gene Ontology annotation, biological process: transmembrane transport; intracellular calcium ion homeostasis. Gene Ontology annotation, cellular component: endoplasmic reticulum membrane.
AUUACUUGGCGCUUGUCGACCUUUCCAUCUUACUUCUACGUGGUCCAGUCCAGAGUACAUCGCUUGGACGUGCCGCCGCCGUUCUUCAUUUAUAUACUGUAAUGACCUCCAUCGCGGUCAAUUCCCUGGACAUCGCUGGGGCUACACUUCAUGCAACGAUUCCAUGGUACACCCAUAUCUACACGAUUCCAUUCCUAUGUCUCUAUCCCCUUCUGGCGUACGCCUACUACGUCAAGUACGACCAAUGGCUCGUGAGUGAAGAAUGGACGUUUUUGGCAUGUGUUUCUUUGGGUGCGGGGCAUGCUUUAAGUUUUCUUGUUACAAAAUGGAGCACGGGAGCGAGGGCCUUGAUAACGACCAGAAAGGCAUCAACGUUGGCCGAUGCUGACUGCAUACGCAUCAUUCCCCAUGCACACCGUGGAAAGGGUGACAUCGUUCCUCUGCACAAGAAGGAUCCACAGGAUGUCUAUACUUACACAUUCAGUUACCAGCGGGACACAUAUAAUAUCUGCUCAAUGUCGCCUUUGACUUUCAAGCGGCUGCCCUAUCCAUCUUCAAGCAAACCACCUUUGUCGACGUUUCUGACACCUACCGGCCUAUCAUCGAAGAAAUUAGAGUCGCUGCAGUCACUUUACGGUGGCAAUGAAUUCGACAUUCCAAUUCCUUCGUUUACGGAGCUGUUCGGUGAACACGCGACGGCACCCUUCUUUGUCUUCCAAGUCUUUUGUGUCGCACUCUGGUGUCUGGAUGAAUAUUGGUACUACAGUCUUUUCACGCUGUUCAUGCUGGUGGUAUUUGAGUGUACCGUGGUUUGGCAGCGAGUGCGGACCUUGUCUGAGUUCAGGACGAUGUCAGUUAUCCCUUAUCCGGUCCAGUGCUAUCGCGACGGGAAAUGGUCCGAGAUACAAACCGAUAAAUUACUUCCUGGCGAUGUGGUUUCUGUUGCCCGCCAGCAAACGGAAACAACAAUCCCUGCUGAUAUUCUUCUCGUGCAUGGUACCUGCAUUGUCAAUGAGGCCAUGCUCUCUGGGGAAUCGACUCCAUUACUCAAGGAAUCCAUCCAACUUCUGGAUGCCACGGAGAACCUAGAUGUUGACGGCAACCACAAAAACGCCGUCUUAUUCAGUGGUACCAAGAUUCUUCAAGCCACGCCUAGCGUACAACUGGAAUCACCUAUCACGACACCGGACAACGGGUGUCUUGGCAUCGUCCUUCGCACUGGGUUCGGAACAUCACAAGGACAACUUGUGCGAACCAUGAUAUUUUCAACAGACCGCGUGUCUGCAAACAACUUGGAGUCUUUCUUGUUCAUCGGGUUCCUUCUCAUUUUUGCUAUUGCCGCAAGUUGGUAUGUAUGGGUGAAAGGUAUUGAAAGAGACCUCAAGAAGUCAAAGCUUUUGCUAGACUGUGUACUCAUUAUCACCAGCGUGGUGCCUCCAGAAUUGCCUAUGGAGUUGUCUCUUGCCGUAAAUACAUCUCUGGUCGCGCUUUCCAAAUUCGCCAUUUUCUGCACAGAGCCAUUCCGGAUACCUGCAGCUGGUCGAAUUGAUGUGUGUUGCUUUGAUAAAACUGGUACCAUUACGGCCGAAAAUUUGGUUUUGGAGGGUAUUGUUGGCGUGGAUUUACAUGACGCCAAGAAACUCAUAAGUGUGAAAGAAGCCUCCAGAGAAACAAUUCUCUGCUUAGCUGCCGCCCAUGCUCUGGUUAGGUUGGAUGAUGGCACUAUCGUCGGUGAUCCCAUGGAGAAGACGACACUUGAAGCACUAGCGUGGGACCUCGGCAAAGGCAAUGUCGUGGGACCUUCGGGCUCUGGAAAUAAACAACACUUAAUAAUUCGUCGGCGAUUCCAGUUUUCUUCCGCUCUCAAGCGCAUGUCGACUUUGUCCAGCCUUCCUGGAGGUAAAACUUUGGCUGCGGUCAAAGGCGCUCCUGAAACGAUCAAGACCAUGCUUUCUUCUGUUCCUGAUCAUUAUGAUGACACGUAUAAAUGGUUUACAAGGAACGGAAGCCGUGUUUUGGCGCUUGGAAUGAAGGAGAUGGAGCCGAUGUCGGUGGAUAAGAUUAACAAAUUUCCUCGGGAGCAAGUUGAACGUAAUCUCAUCUUUGCCGGUUUCUUGGUCUUCCAUUGUCCUCUGAAAUCCGACGCGAUUGAUGUGCUCAAGAUGCUGGCAGAUUCGUCUCACCGCUGCGUUAUGAUCACUGGUGACAACCCUUUGACGGCAGUCCAUGUUGCCAGGGACGUUGAAAUUGUUGACCGUGAGGCUCUUAUUCUUGAUCUGAAGGAAGACGCCGUACAUGAAGCUGACCUUGUAUGGCGUACCGUUGAUGAAAGCAAAAUCAUCCCGGUUAAUCCCGAAGAGCCAAUCGAUAUAUCCCUGUUUGAAGAGUACGAUAUCUGCAUCACAGGAGCUGCUAUGAAGCAAUACGAGAACCGGCCUACUUGGAAGGAUCUCGUGCAGAAUACAUGGGUUUACGCCCGUGUGUCACCUGCCCAAAAGGAAUACAUUCUCACGACGCUCAAGACCUUGGGAUACAUCACUCUCAUGGCUGGUGAUGGUACGAACGAUGUUGGCGCGCUGAAACAGGCGCAUGUGGGUGUGGCUUUGUUGGAUGGGACGCCUGAAGAUCUACAGAAAAUUGCGGAACAUCAGAAGUUCGAACGUAUCAAGAAGGUCUAUGAGAGCCAGUUGAAGAUAUCUGCGAGGUUCAACCAGCCGCCUCCGCCUGUGCCGCCUGCUAUUGCGCAUCUUUUCCCUGACGCCGUUCAGGCUCAGCAACAGGCUGCGGCUGAUUUACAGGUUGCUCGGAAGAGAAAUCCUAUGGAAAAGUUCGAUUUAGCCGGCAUCACGGACAAGCUCGCAGAAAUGGAGGGUGAAGAUGACGUUCCUAAGAUUAAACUCGGUGAUGCUUCUUGUGCAGCACCGUUCACGUCGAAGCUAUCUCAUGUAGCAGCCAUCGCGCAUAUCAUUCGACAAGGUCGUUGCACCCUUGUUGCGACCAUCCAGAUGUACAAGAUUCUAGCACUGAACUGUCUGAUCACCGCAUACAGUUUAAGUGUCCAAUACCUGGACGGAAUUAAAUACGGUGACUAUCAAGUUACAAUCACGGGUAUGUUGAUGUCGGUCUGCUUCCUCUGUAUAUCUCGUGCUAAGCCGGUGGAUAAACUAUCCCGCGAGCGUCCAUUGGGCAAUAUCUUCAAUUUCUAUGUUCUGUUGUCUAUCCUUCUCCAAUUCGCAUUGCAUAUAGCAACACUUGUCUAUAUCACAGAAUUGUCGCGUGUCUUUGAAGAGCGUGGUCCCAUCGACCUCGAGGCUAAAUUUGAGCCAAGCCUUUUGAACACUGCCAUCUACCUCUUGGGUCUAUCGCAGCAAGUCUCUACGUUUGCCAUUAACUUCCAGGGUCGUCCUUUCCGCGAAGGCAUCAGCGAAAACAACGCGUUGUGGUGGGGACUCGUUUCCGCAAGCGCUGUCGCAUUCUGCGGUGCUACUGACUUCAUGCCUGAAUUGAACCGAUGGCUCCAGAUCGUGGAGAUGGAGACUUCUUUUAAGGUCAGAUUGACUACAAGCAUGAUUGUUGACUUUGCUGGAUGCUGGGUCAUUGAGGUUGUGUGCAAGUACUUGUUUGCUGACCUCGGACCCAAGAAGAUGGUGACGCGUGGACGGGAGAGGCGGGAAAAACGCCGGGUUCAGCAAGAAGCGGACAAAGCUAAUGGUAUCGCGGAGUCCGAGGCUAAGAAAAACGUGUAAAUUCUGCCUUGAGGAUAGAUACGAUACGAUGUUUAUUAGAAAUACUACAUAGGUGCGACUAGUGUGGCAAUAAUACUAGAUGUAGGCAUAAUUGCAGAUAUGCCCUUCGCAUCCCCGCCUUAAUCACUAGAACAGACGGCGGUUUCGAAAUUCUAUAAACACGAUCAAAGCUUCUGUCAAAAUCUAUCUCAGUUUGUUCG